AUGGUGCGGCCCUGCAAGGUGCCCUUCGGCCCCGGUGCAGAUAAUAAGCAGAAAGAGCUGGUGUUCCCGUGUCUGGAUGGUGCCAAUGUUUGCGAUAAGAUCGAUGGUCUCUCUGUCAUGGCAGCAGUGAACGAGAGUGCGGAGGAAGAGAAAGAGGUGGAAUCUGCAGAAGAUUGCACUCAGGAGCUGUCAGGCAGUCACACAUCUACUCCCACCACCUCCUCCACCACCACCAACAACAACAACAGCAGUGUGGGGCCACAGCAGUGCCAGUCUUUGGACACUCACCAAAGCCUUUUAAAUGGAGCACAGCCGAGCCCAUUUGUCUGUGGCAGCGUCCCGGCCGCCCCCUGCACAGACGAUUCAUUGCCUUCAGGAGCACUUGUUAAUGGACCUGCUUCACACUGUACCUCAGAGGAGCCCCACGUCCCCAACAAAGACGCGUCCCCUUGGCCUGGGACAGACACCAACCCCGAGGUGUUACAGCCUCCCAGCGAGCUUCAAUCAGACACUUGGCAAAAACCAGAAGGGCACGUCCUGAAAGCGCCGUCCACAUGGACCUCAUCUGAGUUGGACAACAGUGACUGUGAGGCUCACUUGGAUGUGCUGGUGGGGGAUGAUGCAGAUAACAGGCCAAUCAGCAGGCUGUGGACGAGAAAAAGUGUCAAAACAGGGUUCUUAUGGGACGUUGAUUCGGAGUCGUCGGAAAGCUCCUCUGACGACUACGACGACCUAAACAGGGGCCUUCGAGAGAAGUUCAUGCGCUUCCUGUUGAAAGGCAGGGUAAUGGAUGGAGUGGUGAAAAGAGAGAUGGAGACAGAAGGCUCUCCAUUGGCCAGCCCUAGCAGGAGGAAGCGGAAAAUGUACAGGGUAGAAAGGAUGCCGACCGAGGAAGAAGUUAACAACGGCUUCGGCUCUGCUUCCCUCGCUGACGGGGACUUGGAUUUUGAUUCGUCCAUUAGCAAAGAACAUGCCUGGAGGAAAGAGCCAGAAAGUUUAAGAACAUGCCUGGGGAAUUCUUACGACAAAGCAGCUGUCGUGGAGAAGUUCAUUUUAAGCGAGAAGGAAGGCAGGAGCGAUGAAGGCAGCGACGUUGGAGAAGCAGACGACUACGUGGGUGGCAAACCUGCAUGUUUAAAGAGCAGGAUGGAAACAGGCAAAGAGCCGGAGCCGUUGCUCUUCCAAUGCACAAAGUGCAACAUUAAUUUCAAGGAGAAGAGGCAUUUGCAUAGACAUAUGAUGUAUCAUUUAGACAGGCAUAAUCAGGUAGGGCAGGAGAGCGUCCUCCGUCCCUUUAUAUGCAAAGAGUGUGGGCGUUCGUUCCGCGAGCGUUCCACCCUGCACAAGCACAUGCAGAUCCACCAGGCACGAAGGGAACGUCUGAUGCAGGAGAUUAAAGGUUUGAAUGAAUCACAGGACGAAGGCCGAGACGGCCAGCUGCAGUGCCCCCAGUGCGCCUUCGGAACCAGCUGCCCCAAAACUUUUGUCCGCCAUGCCGAGUCUCAUGAACAGGACAAACAUUAUUACAGUUGCGAAGAACGUGAUUACUCGGCUGUGAGUGAACUGGAUAUGGAAGCACACCAAGGGACGGCUCACCAAGGCAGAUUUUUAAAAGUCUUUGACACAUUUCUUUGUAAAAUUUGCACAUUUAGGACAAAGAACGUCAGUGUUUUGAGAAAGCACUUAGAACUUGUUCACAAGCAGCCACUUUAUGAUUAUGACCUUCAGUUGCAUAAUCUGACAGCUGACAACCAUAUAAAGCCUGUGUUAGACCAGGACAGGUUAAUAGACCAAACUAAAGACGACAUUUCACCUCCACUUUCACUGAAGCCAAAGUCCCUCAGAGACAAGCAGAACGGCUGGAGAGGAGCAGGGCUUUCCAUGCGGUCCAAUGGCACCGCUGACCUUUAUGUGAGAGAUAAAGGCACACAAAAAUCCUGUAAAGGAUUGAGCUCCUCACUGAUCAAGUGGAGUUUUGGCAGCUUAGCAAACAACCUGUCACCAUCUUCCCUGAGAUGUGACAAGCCAAGUAAAUUAUCUGUGCCUACAGAGAGAAUGGAUGUGACAACAGGUCUCCCGUAUGUCGAAGAGGACAAUCAAGGAUAUGAAAGCCCUGUCUCUGAACAAAAGACAAAAUAUCUCUCCAGUUUUGACAUGCAUCUUACGACCAAGACUGCAAUCUCUAGCAAAACAGCACAUCUGAACCAAGACACUGCUACCGCUUCCAAAGAUCCCUCAGAAAGUGGUGGUUUAGCGGAGCCGGCGCUGAAGCAGAAAUCUCCCUCUAAAAGAAAAAUGUCCAUCCCUUAUCACAACACCCCUACGAAUACUUUGAUUUUCCCAAAAAGUGAACCAGUAUCUCCGGAAUGGCAGGACGCUGAGCCCCUACAAGAAAGUGAUUAUGACGACGCUAAUGAUACUAAUGAAUCUAAUGAUGCCAAUUACCAUAAUGACACCACUGCAAACCUCCUGGAUGGCAGUGAGGAUGGACACAGCCCCUACUCUGCUGACCGCUUCUUUCAACAGGGCUUUUCGCUUAAAGAAGACAGCUGUGACUCUGCCAAUCAUUCAGAUCAUGAUGACUACAUGGAAGGCAAUGAAAUUUGCACAUUCAUCGUGAAAGAGGAGAGUAUAGAGAGCGCAGUCAGUGAGGACAAUCCAGAGUUAGAGUUUCCUGACCAUAACCUCAGUGAUUCUUGCACAAGCUAUCGUGUGUCCCCCGUGUUUGAGAUGGACCGCAAGUCCUGUCCAUAUUGUCCUGCUGUGUUUGAGUCAGGAGUGGGUUUGUCCAAUCAUGUGAGAGGACAUCUACACAGGCUGGGGCUGAGUUAUGACGCUCGUCACAUGCUGUCACCUGAACAGGUAGCAUCUCAGGACCGGCAGCCCCGCAUCCGCAGAAGAGCACCUUCGAUGAACAGAAGAAUCCGGAAAGAUAAGCCUGAGUCUCAAACAGAACACACCUGUCCUCUAUGUCUUGGCUGGUUUGAUACAAAGACUGGCCUGUCCAAUCACGUUCGUGGGCACUUGAAACGGAUUGGGAAGCCAAUCACAGGGGUCAGCAAAUCUCCCCUCUGCAUCCUCACCGAGCUUCUGCAGGAUGAGAAUGAGCACCAGAAGAUUCUCCACUCUCUUCAGGCCAAACCACACCUCUCCAGACCUUUCAUUUCUCAGAAGUUUGCAGGCAGCGAAGGUCUGUUUCUGACGCCCACCGGUGUCCCUGUAAAGGUCCAGCAUCAGUGGCCUUCCAGUGAGCCACGCUCAGAAGAUGGUGAGAAGAGAAAGAAAAGUGAGGACAUCAGUGUAAUCAAUGAAACCUCGUCAAGCACUUUAAUAGAACUUCUUAAGAGAAAGAGACUGGACCCGGAGCUAGAGGAGGUCAAAGGUCACUCGCAGGCAGCCAGGACUCGUUGUAUCGUUCCAUCGUCCAAAAGCGCUGAUUCUGAGGACCUGCCUCUGCAGGACCUGAGCUCCAGCUGCAGCCAAGAAAAGUUUGAAAUUAAUAAGAAGAUUUGCAUCCACUGCAAUGCAACUUUCCACAGCGCUGUCAGCCUGUCCAAUCACCUUCGAGCUUAUGCACGCAGGAAGAGGAUCGCACUGCUAGAGGGAACGUCAUAUAACUGUAAUCAGAUCCGGCCUCGAUCAAGGCCCGGGCCAAAGAGGAAGGAGUUUCCCUCUCCACACACAGCAUCUGAAGUGAUCUACAGACUGACCUGCAGGUUCUGUGAUCUAGUCUUCCAGGGCCCACAGUCUGUGCAGGAGGACUGGGUUAAGCACCUGCAGAGACACCUCAUGCACACCAGUGUCCCGGGCACAGGGGCAAGUAUGGUGGAGGUAACGGCUGUGUGUGAGGAGCUGUGUGACCCGUCUCUGGACUCUCUGCCCUUUCCCCAGCUCGCUCAGGGGCUCUCCUAAAGCCACGUUUACACGCCUGCUCUGUUCACUUUACUGUUAUUUUCCUGUCCUGCACAUGUACAUAAGCAGAGCUAUGUAAACAAAGCAUAUUCUACAUAAAUUUAUCUGUAAGAAUCUAAGAAAAAUAUAUAUUAGAACUAUAUACAGAGAGAGAAAUAGAGAAAGAAAGAGAUUUUCUUAUAUUGCACAUGGAUCAUUUAUUCUCUGCUCUUUACUUCUGUUAUUUUUAUAUCCUGCCUCCUUAGACAUGGCAUGCCAUUUACAUCACAUGUAAAGCCUGGCAAGGACACAUUGGUAAAUUAUUAGAAUAAUAUAAUACUGUACUGACAUGAAUAUUUACUCAGAGGACGAACGAUACAACCUAUUUUUGAACUACAUCUACAAUCUUAGUGCUACACUUACUGGUAAGACUUCUCCUGGACGUUCUUAUGCAACCUCGGACAUGAUAAGGGGGCUCUAGUGCCACUCAUUUUAGCGUUUUUAAGGACACUUUUGAACAAAUGAACUAAAAACUCCACAGUGGAUGUUGUUUUUCCCAACCUUUGCUGACAGAUAAAUCCCAAAUGGAGUAUAUAAGAAUAAUGCAAUACUCAGCUCCUGAUUUAAGCUCAUUUAAAGUGCUUAGAUAAGUUGGAAGCACACUGUUCUGUGAUACUCUUGCACACUGCUGUAACUCCUGUAGACACUGCUUAUGGCAUAGCUAAUACUGAAAUCAAAUUGACAAGGUGGUUUCAGUGGAAUCAUCAUUUACGGUGCUCAUAUGUUAGAUGUGCCACUCAGAAGGUCUGCGUUUGAUCAUUUCGACAGCUCGAUGAAGCGUUCUACUAGCCAUCCCUUACUUUAGGGUGUAGAGAGAGAAACAGUUACCAUGUAUCCAUCUUUCUGUGGUAAAUAAAACUAUUUACGAACAAUUUUAUAUGUGCAUUUUGGACCUCUUAAGAGAUUCUACACACACAGGCUGAAUCCAAAGGAAGUGUUUAUCUGCUUUUCUAUAAUUGGAGCACAUUCAUGUAGCAUUAACCCCCUGAACCCUAGACUUGUUACUUGGUUAUUAAUUUUAAGGCUUAUUAUUCAAUACCUACUGUAAAUUUGAUAACUAAUAUGAAGCUAAUAUAAAAAUUAUGUAUUUAGGGUUUAAGGGGUUAACACUUAUAAACUAUUGAACUGUGCGAUUAGUUUGUAAGGUCAGUGCAAUAGCACAUUGCCAAGCAUCAGGCUUUUUAGGCUUAAUUACUAUCCAGAAAUAAUAAAUUAAAUGAUCUCAAAUGUG
Messenger RNA from Colossoma macropomum (tambaqui), 5182 nucleotides. It is a transcript of the gene znf644b, whose product is annotated as zinc finger protein 644b. The coding region runs from base 1 to 3912 and encodes 1303 amino acids. The record is from RefSeq and is a predicted model, not a curated record. NCBI's taxonomy places the organism in Eukaryota, Metazoa, Chordata, Actinopteri, Characiformes, Serrasalmidae. The transcript is spliced from 7 exons. Gene Ontology annotation, molecular function: RNA polymerase II cis-regulatory region sequence-specific DNA binding; DNA-binding transcription factor activity, RNA polymerase II-specific. Gene Ontology annotation, biological process: regulation of transcription by RNA polymerase II. Gene Ontology annotation, cellular component: nucleus.